UUAUAAAUGUCAUUUAUGGUUUUUUUGUUAUAUCUGCAGAGAAGGAACGGGGAAGAUAUACCAGUGGCCCAAACCAAGAAUAUCAACCAUAGGAGAUUUGCGGCGUCCUUCAAGCUGAAGGAGGUGACCAGCCUGGACCAGGAUCUCUACCGAUGCGUCACCCAAUCAGAGAGGGGCUCUGGGGUGUCUAACUUUGCCGGCCUCAUCGUCAGAGAGCCUCCACGCCCCAUUGCACCCCCCCAAUUACUGGCGGUGGGGCCCACGUACCUCCUCAUUCAGCUGAAUGCAAACUCUAUAUUUGGAGACGGGCCUAUCAUCCUGAAGGAGGUGGAAUACCGCAUGACGUCGGGCAGCUGGACGGAGACGCACGCCGUCAACUCGCCCAACUACAAGCUCUGGCACCUAGACCCAGACACGGAGUACGAGAUCAGAGUUCUUCUCACACGUCCUGGGGAAGGGGGAACGGGCCAGCCGGGCCCACCGCUCAUCACCAGGACCAAGUGUGCCGAACCAAUGCGGACCCCGAAAAGCCUGAAGAUUGCAGAGACCCAGGCCCGUUUCAUCGCUGUGGACUGGGAGUCACUCGGCUACAACAUCACCCGAUGUCACACCUUCAACGUCACGAUCUGCUACCACUACCACGGCGCCAACGACGAGACGAAAGCCGACUGCCUGGACAUGGACCCCAAGGCGCCUCGGCACGUGGUGGGGAACCUGCCCCCCAACACCAACGUCAGCCUGAAGAUGAUCCUGACCAAUCCGGAGGGACGCAAGGAGAGUGACGAGACCAUCAUCCAGACGGAUGAGGACGUACCUGGCCCGGUUCCCAGCAAGUCCAUGAGAGCCAAGCCGUUUGAAGACAGGAUCCUGCUCUACUGGAAGGAACCACUGGAGCCCAAUGGGAUUAUCACUCAGUAUGAGAUCAGCUACAGCAGCGUGCGCUCCUUCGACCCCUCUGUGCCACUGCUCCGACCCCCCCUGAUCGUGUCUCUGCCCUGGAACAGCUCUCACCACGUCUUCUCCCAGCUGCACCCAGGCACCACCUACCAGUUUGUCAUCCGGGCCAGCACUGUGAAAGGCUUCGGGCCUCCCACCACCCUCAACGUCACCACCAACAUCUCUGCCCCGACGCUGGAAGAGUAUGACGGAUCGGAGGCCUGCUUGAAUGAGACCGCCACUACUAUCACGGUGCUGCUCAAGCCUGCCCAAGCCAAAGGUGCCCCCAUCAGUGCCUACCAGAUCGUGGUGGAGGAGCUGAACCCCCACCGCUCUCGGAGGGAAGCCAGCUCUGUGGACUGCUACCAGGUGCCGGUGUCCUUCCACAGUGCCUCUAGUGGUGGCUCUCCGUAUUACUUCGCUGCUGAGCUGCCGCCGAGCAACCUACCGGAGCCGUCGCCGUUCACCGUGGGAGACAACAAGACGUACCACGGCUUCUGGAACCCACCUCUGGCCCCCCGCAAGAACUACAACAUCUAUUUCCAGGCUGUCAGCAGUGUCGAGAAGGAAACAAAAACCCAAUGCCUCCGACUGGCAACAAAAGGAGCAACCGAGGAGCCAGAGGUGAUACCAGACCCAGCCAAGCAGACCGACCGGGUGGUGAAGAUAGCAGGCAUCAGUGCAGGUGUCCUGGUCUUCAUUCUGCUGGUCCUUGUCGCCAUUCUUCUGGUGAAGAAGAGGAGGAGCUACUAUUCUUACUCGUAUUACCUAGAACGAGCAGGGGAUCAGGGCAGGAAACUCGCAAAGAAGCGCAAAGACGCCAUUGGGAACACGCGGCAGGAAAUGACCCACAUGGUCAACGCCAUGGACCGUAGCUAUGCCGACCAGAGCACGCUGCACAGCGAGGACCCCAUGUCUGUCACCUUCAUGGAUUCGCACACCUUCAACAAUCGCUUGCCCAAUGACCCACUCGUGCCAACAGCGGUUCUAGUGCCAAUAACGGAUGAGAAUCACAGCGCGGCUGCAGAGUCCAGCCGUCUGCUGGAUGUCCCGCGGUACCACUGCGAGGGCACCGAGUCGCCCUACCAGACGGGCCAACUGCACCCAGCCAUCCGCGUGGCCGACCUGCUGCAACACAUCAACCUGAUGAAAACAUCGGACAGCUACGGCUUCAAGGAGGAGUACGAGAGUUUCUUUGAAGGCCAGUCUGCAUCCUGGGACGUGGCAAAAAAGGAGCAGAACCGGACAAAGAACCGCUACGGCAAUAUCAUCGCGUAUGAUCAUUCCCGAGUGAUCCUCCAACCGAUGGAGGACGAUCCGUCGUCCGAUUACAUCAACGCUAAUUACAUCGACAUAUGGCUGUACAGGGAUGGAUAUCAGAGGCCAAGCCACUACAUCGCGACCCAAGGCCCGGUUCAUGAAACAGUCUACGACUUCUGGAGAAUGAUCUGGCAGGAACAGUCGGCUUGCAUUGUCAUGGUGACCAACCUGGUUGAAGUCGGACGGGUGAAGUGCUAUAAAUACUGGCCUGAUGACGCUGAGGUUUAUGGAGACUUCAAAGUGACGUUUGUGGAGGUGGAGCCACUUGCCGAAUACGUCGUCAGAACUUUCACAUUGGAGAGGAGGGGCUUCAGCGAGCUUCGGGAGGUCAAACAGUUCCACUUCACCGGUUGGCCUGAUCACGGGGUGCCGUACCAUGCCACAGGCCUGCUCUCCUUCAUCCGGAGGGUCAAAAUGUCCAACCCACCCAGCGCGGGUCCCAUUGUGGUCCAUUGCAGCGCUGGCGCAGGACGUACUGGCUGUUACAUUGUGAUAGACAUCAUGCUGGACAUGGCCGAGAGAGAGGGAGUGGUGGACAUUUACAACUGUGUCAAAGCUCUGCGCUCACGGCGCAUCAACAUGGUUCAGACUGAGGAGCAGUACAUCUUCAUCCAUGAUGCUAUCCUGGAGGCCUGCCUUUGUGGGGAGACUGCUAUUCCAGCCUGUGAAUUCAAAGCCGCCUAUUACGAGAUGAUCAGAAUAGAUUCACAGAGCAACUCCUCACAUCUCAAGGAUGAAUUCCAGACUUUGAACUCGGUGACGCCCCAGCCCCAGCCCGAGGAUUGCAGCAUCGCCCUGCUGCCCAGGAACCAUGAGAAGAACCGCUUCAUGGACACGCUGCCGCCCGAUCGCUGCCUGCCCUUCCUCAUCACCAUCGAUGGGGAGAGCAGCAACUACAUCAACGCAGCGCUCAUGGAUAGCUACCGGCAGCCCGCAGCUUUCAUCGUCACUCAGCACCCACUCCCCAACACGGUGAAGGACUUCUGGAGACUAGUGUACGACUACGGCUGCACCUCCCUCGUCAUGCUUAACGAGAUAGACCUCGCACAGGGCUGUCCUCAGUACUGGCCAGAGGAGGGAAUGCUCCGGUAUGGUCCAGUCCAAGUUGAAUGUAUGUCUUGCUCCAUGGAUUGUGACAUCAUCAGUCGGCUCUUCAGGAUAUGUAAUCUCACCAGGCCACAGGAGGGCUACCUUAUGGUGCGGCAGUUCCAGUACCUAGGCUGGGCGGCGCACCGAGAAGUGCCGGCGUCCAAGCGUUCCUUCCUGAAGCUCAUCCUGCAGGUGGACAAAUGGCAGGAGGAGUGUGAAGAGGGGGAGGGGCGCACCAUCAUCCACUGCCUGAACGGAGGAGGCCGCAGCGGCAUGUUCUGUGCCAUCAGCAUCGUCUGCGAGAUGAUCAAACGGCAGAAUGUGGUGGACGUGUUCCACGCGGUGAAAAGCCUCCGCAACAGCAAGCCCAACAUGGUGGAGAGUCCCGAGCAGUACCGCUUCUGCUACGACCUCGCUUUGGAGUACAUUGAGACUAAUCAAGAAGGCGCAUUCUAGAACCUUCUGGAGCCCUGAAUCAUCCCGCUAUAGCUUGGAACUAGGCAACUUCUAUACACUGUUGUUCUUAAUGUACUUGGGGGUAUCAUGUAAGUGGUCUGUAAACGUCUCCGUUGUACUCUGCUGUGCUCAGUGCCACAAGAUCAAGUGGGUGUUCCCAAGACACACAUUGCUUUACCGUCUUUUUACAUACAUAUAUUUUUUAAUGUGCAGCCAUUGUAAAGAGUAACACUAACGCAGAGGUGUUGCAUGCUCAAAUGUUUUCUAUAUUAGCAUUAGCGUUAAAGAACAAAAAAAAAUGAUUACGUGCGUGUGUAAACGUCAAUCACAAAUGUGAAAGGAAUUGAAUGCACUCUAUAUUCAUAUAUGAAGUGCUGCCGUGUAACAUUGCUUUGUAAUGUUUGUAUUGUGCACUGAUGGCUGACUAUUCACUCUCCUUUUUGUAGCAAAUAUAAUUCAUAAGCCAAAGACUUGUGUAAAUAUGUCUAUAUUGAUAAAGCACAUUGUUCAUAUUUAUUGUUUACUUGCAUUCCUUUUUUGAAGGCUAUAGCAACAAUCGUUUUGCUUUCCCGUUGGCUCUGAAUUUUAAGUGUAAACAUUUUAGCUAGGUUUUUUUUUUUUUUUUUUAAGUUUUAGUAAAAUUUCAGUAGUAGAUCGUUCUAACCACUUGUGGUGGUUUGUGUAAAUGUUUGAAAUUUACCAUUGCAGGUAGGAUUUCAGAAGGUCGAGAGCUGGCAAAAUGAGUUACUUUUUUUAUAUAAUUAGUAUGCUAAGAUUUGAGGUAUCUGUAUUUUGGAAAACCAAUUUUUAAAAAGUGAAUUAAAGAUGUAGAACAGUAUUAAAGUAUACAUCAUUAUAAUUAAAGACAAACUGGAAUCAAAUGUGUAGCCAACCCAGAAUCGCUGAAAUGUACACAGGUAUUAAGAAAAGGGAAAUCCAGUUGGAAUUAUUUGUGAGUUCGACCAUGUUUUUUGUCUAUAUCUGUUGGCUUUUUGGCUGUAAAAAAAAUUUGAAUUAAAAAAAUGGAAGGCUA
Messenger RNA from Brienomyrus brachyistius, 4834 nucleotides. RefSeq names its product protein tyrosine phosphatase receptor type K (gene ptprk). Gene Ontology annotation, biological process: protein dephosphorylation. The coding region runs from base 7 to 3801 and encodes 1264 amino acids. The transcript is spliced from 30 exons. NCBI's taxonomy places the organism in Eukaryota, Metazoa, Chordata, Actinopteri, Osteoglossiformes, Mormyridae. The record is from RefSeq and is a predicted model, not a curated record. Gene Ontology annotation, molecular function: protein tyrosine phosphatase activity; protein binding.